Lodderomyces elongisporus is the source of this 1902-nucleotide messenger RNA. RefSeq lists its product as uncharacterized. Gene Ontology annotation, cellular component: fungal-type vacuole membrane. The transcript has a single exon. The record is from RefSeq and is a predicted model, not a curated record. Gene Ontology annotation, biological process: basic amino acid transport; transmembrane transport. Lineage: Eukaryota; Fungi; Ascomycota; Pichiomycetes; Serinales; Debaryomycetaceae. Gene Ontology annotation, molecular function: basic amino acid transmembrane transporter activity. The coding region runs from base 1 to 1902 and encodes 633 amino acids.
AUGACUAAACAAAACUCAAAUAAAGGAGGUACCAGCUCCAAGUCAAAUCCCACCCAGUCCCAACGUCGUCCUCUGCAGCACUUGACCUUAUCGCCAAAUAUAAUACAGGACCCUUCAGCAGAGACAUCGGGUUUGAUUGCAAAUGAACUAGCAGCUGAGAGUGACAUACUUACACCAUUUGACAACCCAAACAAAUCUACCACUUAUGGCUCAAUUGAUGCAGAGAGUGCCAAUAACAUCGCCUACACCAACAUUAAAAGUACAGGCACCACUGGUACCACAGGUACCACAGGCACUAUAGGCGCCACGUCAGAAAUCCCCAACGAUGAAAAUGACGAUCCUUACAACGGGUAUGCCCUCCCCAAGGCACAACUAUACACUGUGGUGCUGAGUUUGUUUAUGGCCUCAUUUCUUGCCGCACUCGACGCCACCGUUGUAACGACUUUACUAUCCCUUAUUGCUUCAGAAUUGCACGCUGUACAAAACAUUUCAUGGAUUGCCACUGCUUACUUGUUAUCAUCUGCCGCGUUCCAGCCAAUCUUUGGGAAAAUUUCAGAUAUAUUUGGUAGAAAAGUAUUGAUUUGCGGAUGCAGCAUACUAUUCUCAUUAGGGUGUUUAAUUUGCGUGACCAAUUCCUUGUUCUGGUUGGUUAUCGGAAGAUUUGUUACUGGAAUUGGCGGUUCCGGUAUGACUUCGAUUGGAACAAUGACAAUGUCUGACCUAGUGCCUUUGAGAGAUAGGGGAUUAUUUCAAGGCUUGGCAAAUAUCUUUUUCGGAUUAGGCUCUGCAUCUGGAGGUGUGAUUGGAGGUGUGAUUGCAGACACUUUGGGUUGGAAGUAUGUAUUUGCUUUGCAAGUGCCCUUGGGUCUAUUUGUGGCAUUUGCAAUCUAUCUGUACUUGAACUUGCCUGCUGGCUCACCAGGAUUGGGUUACCACGAUGAAGAUGUGUGGCUGAAAUUGAAACGAGUCGACUUCUUGGGCAGUUUUGUCCUUAUCAGCGCAUUGCUCAUGUUUCUCACUGCUGCUUCAAUGGGUGGUAGAGAGUUUGCGUACAGUUCAAGGACAUUUUUAGGGCUUUCCAUUGGGAGUGCAAUCUUGUUUUUGGCAUUUAUCUACGUGGAGGCAUAUAUCAGCGAAGAACCCAUUAUCCCCAUUCACCUUUUGGGCAACAGAACCGUACUUUCUUCGUCAUUAACAAACUGGUUCUUUACAAUGGCAGUAUUUACUACCCUCUUUUACGUCCCCAUUUACUUCACUUCUGUAAUGAACCUCACGGCGAGUGAGAACGGAUUGAGGUUGGUCCCUAAUUUCUUUGGUGUUUCUUUGGGAUCUGUGGGUGCGGGCUAUUAUAUGAAACAUUAUGGAAAGUAUUACAAUCUCGCUGUCGUAUCUGGGAUCCUUGUCAUCUUGGGCAUAACUCGAAUCACCAUGAUAUCGCCAAAGAUACCACUAUGGCAACAAAUGGUGUUGCUACUUCCUUCGGGAUUGGGUUACGCUUCGAUCCUCACAAUAACACUACUCGCUUUGAUCUCAGCAACACCCAUGAAGUUUCAAGCGUGUACCACCUCGAUUCAAUAUACAUUCAGGUCCACAGGCUCAACAUUAGGAGUUUCCGUUGCAUCAGCAAUUUUCUCAAACGUAUUGUUACAACAAUUGACUAAAAAAAUCAACGCCAUAGUAACCAAUGACCCAGAGAAGGCAAGGAAAAUUAUUGCCAAGGCUUUGGAUAGUACUGAUUAUGUUAAUGAAGCCCCCAAAUACGUUAGAGCAGCCAUUCGAGACUCGUAUGAGGCUGGUUGUAAAGGUGCUUUUUACUUUGCAUUGUUGACUGUUGUGUUGGGAUUUGUAUCUUCUUUAUUUAUGAGGGAAAACAAGUUGCACACUAGUCUUAAUAGAGAUUAA